Messenger RNA from Phyllopteryx taeniolatus (common seadragon), 2141 nucleotides. RefSeq names its product thyroxine 5-deiodinase-like. The transcript has a single exon. The record is from RefSeq and is a predicted model, not a curated record. Gene Ontology annotation, molecular function: thyroxine 5'-deiodinase activity. NCBI's taxonomy places the organism in Eukaryota, Metazoa, Chordata, Actinopteri, Syngnathiformes, Syngnathidae.
AUGUCAUUUUUGUAGAGUUAGUGUAGCACGUGCAUGUGCAAAGAGGUGACAGGAGGUAAACCCUCACCAUGUGAGUGGGCGGAGAUGCUCCAAACGGUGGCGGCCUUAUAAAAAGGAGGGUGCGCGCACGUCGGUAGAGUUCCGUUCCAAAUGCGCGGAGGCGACUGAGGGCCGGUUGGGAUCUCCCCGUUUGUGGCGCGCGCGCGCGCGCUCGCACGCCGCACGAUGCACGACUCCGGCGGUGUGCAGCUGGCUCGGGCUCUGCAGCUCGCCGCCCUCUUUCUGCUCCUGGUGCCCCGCUUCCUCGCCGCGGCCGUCACGCUGUGGCUCCUGGACUUCCUGUGCAUCCGGCGCAAGGUGCUGCUCCAGAUGGGCGCGCGCCCGCACAGCGCCGACGACCCGCCGCUGCGCGUCUCCGACUCCAACCGCAUGUUCACGCUGGAGUCGCUGCGGGCCGUCUGGUACGGCCAGAAGCUGGACCUGCUCAAGUCGGCGCGGCUGGGACGCGCGGCGCCCAACACGGAGGUGGUGCUGGUGCCCGAGCGCCGCCCGCUGCGCAUCCUGGACUGCGUGCGCGGCGCGCGGCCGCUCGUCCUCAACUUCGGCAGCUGCUCCUGACCGCCCUUCAUGACGCGCCUGGCCGCCUUCCAGCGCGUCGUCAGCCAGUACGCGGACAUCGCCGACUUCGUGGUGGUCUACAUCGAGGAGGCGCAUCCGGCCGACGGCUGGGUGAGCUCGGACGCCCCCUACCAGAUCCUCAAGCACCGCUGCCUGGAGGACCGGCUGAGCGCGGCGCACCUGAUGCUGGCCCGGGUGCCCGGCAGCAGCGUGGUGGUGGACAACAUGGACAACUCGUCCAACGCCGCCUACGGAGCGUACUUCGAGAGACUCUACGUCGUGCGCGAGCGGAGGGUGGUCUACCAGGGGGGCCGGGGCCCGGAGGGCUACCGGAUCUCGGAGCUCAGGAAGUGGCUGGAACAGUACCGGAGGGACAUGAGCGCCCGUCCGGUGCUGCAAGCCUAACUCGGGAGGAGCUGCUUUGCUUUCGCUUUUCAUGGGCUACGGUGCGCGAUGAAUCCACUAACUCGGGGGUUCUCAGACAUGUUGGGGGGUCCUGGGGGACCCCCUCAAAGGAAAAUUGUCCAACUGUCAAUACGAACGCCAAUCAAACAGAACUACCAGGUGGAGCCCUAAAUGCUUCAGCAAUUAAAACGUCACGUAUUUUGAGGGAGGGGGGGGGGGGGGGGGGGGAACACGCACAUAAAUUCACAUUUUUCUCUAGAGAAUUAAAACAUUUCUCCAGGAUAUGAUCAUAUUAAAGUAAAAGUUUAACAAGGGAAGAAAGUCAUAUUUUAUUCUCAUAUUAUUAUUAUACGAAAAACAAUUGUAAUCGUCAAAAGAACAAAGACAUAUUUUGCCACGACAAAAAGUUGUAAGUAGUCUUCUUCCCCCCCCCCCACAAGAUAAAGUCAGAAUAUGAUAUUGACGUCCAAGUUCAACAAGGGGAGAAAGUCAUGUUUCAAGUGAAUUUCAAAAAUACAACUUUAUCCUCAGAAUAUUACGCCUUGUAUUCUGGAAAAGAUGCCUUUACGCUCUCAUAAAACAGGACCAUUGUCGAAGAAAUGUUUUUUGUUAGGACUUUAUGCACCUUUUGUUCUUAAAAGACUUCAUUCACGCAGGAAUGUCAGAUUUAUAGUGUCACGUCACUAUCAUAUCAGAGCUUUUCAUAGGUCCAAAGACCAGGUAGGGAGAAGUAACGAGUUCAUUAUGUUUUUUGAUGUGUAUGUGCUUUUUUUAAACAAUAUAUAUUUUUUAAAUGAUACAAAUCACAGCUCGCGGACCACCGGGGUUCCGAGGACCCCAGGUUGAGAACCACUGCUGUAAAGGACUAUUCUAUAUUUGAUCCAUGUUGGGUUCCAGCUGGCACCCUGGGGUGUCUGCGUGAAGUUCAGUUCUCAAACGGCCCAGCCACAGAACCGACACUGAUGUUUGUGACACCCCGGCGGGUUGCCGGGUGGUGGCUGUGCCCAUGCAUGGCACCAGGAUGACGGAAGGAACAAUUGGGACGUGACGUCGCGCUGUGUAAUGAACAAACUUUAUUAUUAUUUUUUUUUUGUAGAAAAUAAACGAAUGACACCGAA